Messenger RNA from Nanorana parkeri, 747 nucleotides. It is a transcript of the gene BLVRB, whose product is annotated as biliverdin reductase B. The record is from RefSeq and is a predicted model, not a curated record. The coding region runs from base 74 to 694 and encodes 206 amino acids. The transcript is spliced from 5 exons. Lineage: Eukaryota; Metazoa; Chordata; Amphibia; Anura; Dicroglossidae.
AGGAGCCUAAAGGUUGUGUGCUUGAGCUUUUAUAGCAUGCAGUGAGAGUGUGCAGGAUCUUUUCACAGUGACAAUGGCACCCAAAAACAUUGUCAUCUUUGGGGCCACUGGAAUGACUGGUCAGGUGACCCUGGCACAUGCCCUGGAUGAAGGAUACAAUGUAACCGUGUUGGUGAGGGACCCUGCUCGCCUCCCCGCUGAUAAGAAACCCUCCCGAAUUGUAGUUGGGGAUGUGCUGAAUAAAAGUGACGUCAACAAAGCUGUAGAGGGACAGGAUGGUGUGGUGAUUGUCCUGGGAACAAGAAGUGACCUAGGUCCGACCACAAUGAUGUCAGAAGGGACUCGGAAUAUUGUGGAGGCGAUGAAAGGGCAUGGAAUUCGCAAAGUGGUGGGCUGCAUGUCUUCCUUUCUGCUAUGGGACAUUGCUAAAGUCCCCCCUCGUCUUCUGCCGGUGACGGAGGAUCACAUCCGGAUGCACCAGGUCCUGAAGGACUCCGGACUGGACUAUGUGGCUGUGCUCCCUCCACACAUUGCAGCUGAUAAGCCACUCACCACAGAUUACAAAGUGUCAGAGGAACGAGGAGGUAAUGUGAUAUCCACUCAUGACCUCAGCCACUUCUUCCUUCGGUGCCUGAAGACCAAUGAAUAUGAUGGGAAGAGCGUCACCCUAUCCAAGGAUUACGCCAGUGUGUAACUGCUCCAUCCACUGGUAGCCCCACCGCGUGCUUACAUUUUACAGGAACAAGA